AUGACAGAAGCUCCACAGCCCAACGCUACCUUCUCACACCCAACCUUCUUCAUAAUGACUGGCAUCCCAGGGCUAGGGGGUGCACAGGCCUGGCUGACACUGGUCUUUGGGCCCAUGUAUCUGCUUUCCCUGCUGGGGAAUGGAGCACUGCUGGCAGUGGUGCAGACAGACUCCACACUGCAUCAGCCCAUGUUUCUGCUCCUGGCCACCCUGGCAGCCACAGAUCUGAGCUUAGCCACAUCGAUAGCUCCAGGGCUGCUGGCUGUGCUGUGGCUCGGGCCCCGGCCUGUGCCAUACGCUGCCUGCCUGGUGCAGAUGUUCUUUGUUCAUGCACUGACAGCUGUGGAAUCCGGUGUACUGUUGGCCAUGGCCUGUGACCGUGCUGUGGCAGUCGGGCGUCCAUUGCACUACCCCAUCCUAGUCACCAAAGCCCGUGUGGGGUAUGCAGCUCUGGCACUGGCACUAAAAGCUGUGGCUAUUGUUGUGCCUUUCCCUCUGCUGGUUGCACGGUUUGAGCACUUCCAAGCCCAGACCAUAGACCAUGCCUACUGUGCACACAUGGCAGUGGUGGAGCUGGUGGUGGGUAACACACGAGCCAACAACUUAUACGGGCUGGUGCUUUCGUUGGCUGUGUCAGGUAUAGAUAUUCUAGGCAUCACGGGCUCCUAUGGGCUCAUCGCCCACACGGUGCUGCAGCUGCCUACCCAGGAAGCCCGUGCCAAGGCCUUUGGUACCUGCAGUUCCCACAUCUGUGUCAUUCUAGCCUUCUAUGUGCCUGGUCUCUUCUCCUACCUCACACACCGCUUUGGUCGUCACACCGUCCCCAAGCCUGUGCACAUCCUUCUCUCUAACAUCUAUUUGCUGCUGCCACCUGCCCUUAACCCUCUCAUCUAUGGGGCCCGCACCAAGCAGAUUAGGGACCGGCUCCUAGAAAUCUUCACACUCAAGAAAAGCCAGUUCUAA
Molecule: messenger RNA, 963 nt
Organism: Rangifer tarandus platyrhynchus (Svalbard reindeer)
Lineage: Eukaryota; Metazoa; Chordata; Mammalia; Artiodactyla; Cervidae
Source: the annotation of a GenBank genome assembly